GACUCCUUCCGGGCGGCUAAUGAUGACGCCACAAGUCUCAUCUCGGGUGACGCCUACACAUGUUAGCGUGGAACCGUUCCACGUGACCGCCUUGGGGGCGUGGCGAGCUUGGAAUCCACUGAUAAUGGAUCCAACAGACCAAGAAGAUGAUCAUGUUAUGGACCAAUUUAUGGAAAAAUUUAAAACCCAGAAAUACAUGGGUGCAUUUAAUGAAGACACCUGGGAGGAGGAGUUUGACAAGAUCCCAAUGUUCAUGAAAAAAGCCCCUUCUGAAAUUGACCCCCAAAAGGCUCCUGACCUGGCUUGUCUUCAGUCCAUUUUGUUUGAUGGGUCCCCUGAAGAACAAGCAAAGUCCUAUAAAGACGAGGGCAAUGAGUAUUUCAAAGAAAAAGCUUACAAACAAGCAAUCACGUCAUACACAGAAGGCAUUAAGAAGAACUGCAAUGACCAAGAAUUGAAUGCCAUAUUGUACACCAACAGGGCCGCAGCACAGUUUUAUUUAGGUAAUUACAGAUCUGCUCUUAAUGAUGCAACUGCAGCAAGAAAACUGAAGCCGGAUCAUUUAAAAGCAUUAAUAAGAGGCGCCUUGUGCUAUGUGGAAAUAAAGAACUACACUGAAGCUGUGGAAUGGUGUGAUGAAGGGCUAAAGGUCUAUCCAAAUGAGAAGAAACUGUUAGAAACUAGAGCAAAAGCUGAUAAACUGUUGAGAGCUGCAGAACGAGAUGUUCGAAAGAUGAGGCAUGCUGAGAAGAAGAAGCAGGCCCAAAAAGAAUCCCUGCUUAGUGCCUUGAAGGAUAGAGGGAUCAGGAUUCAUCAGCAACCUCCAGGUGAGGAAGAUGAGCAAGAGGAGGGGAUAUUAUUGCCAUUUGAUACACUAAGCUCAGAAAAUGCCACUGGAGCACACGUAUUUCAGGAUGAAAAUGGCCGACUGAACUGGCCUGUACUUUUCUUGUAUCCAGAGCACGGACAGACAGAUUUUAUAUCUGCCUUCCACGAGGAUUCCAGGUUUAUUGAUCAUCUAAAUACAAUGUUUGCAGAAUCUCCUCCAUGGGAUGAAGACCAGAAAUACUAUGCUGACAGCCUAGAGGUUUACUUUGAAGAUGAAGAGUCCCAGACCUUCUAUCAGGUGAAUCCUGAAGCAACUUUACUUGAGGCAGUACAGCACAGGAGAUUUCGAGUGAAAGCUGGAACACCAUCAUUUUUAAUCUUUGCAAAGAAAUCAACAUUUUGCAUUGAUUAUUUCUCCAGUAAGAAAGUUUAUAGACUGCCUUCAGCAUAGCUCUGAAGCUGAAAUAACAAACACUUGGCAUAAUGGACAUUUGACUAUGUAAAUGAAAAUUAGCUUAAGAGGCAUUUUGUGAAGAACAUUGAAGACUUUGUUAAUUUUAUUCAGUGAAGCUGAAUGGAAACAAUCAUUUUGAUCUCCUGUAUUCAACUUUGGAUUUAAAUUCUUUGCUGGCUGCUCACAUGACAAGUGUUACAUAUUUCCUGUGCUAUUCUGGAUCAAUUAUAAGAUAUAUUAUAUGAUCAUAUGAAAUGAACCUGGUUAUUGGAGUUUUCCAUGAUUUCUGCUACCAGUUGGUCUUUACCAGUACAGCUAAUUCUGAAAUAUGCAGGGCUGCAUUUAUACAAUUCAUACCUAGAGAGGUUAUUAUCUCUGGUAAGUUUGUUUGCCUCAUCACUGUAUUUACAUUGCAUUGAGUAGACCUUGGGCAGGAUGCUAAACAUACUGAGCUGGCUGAAUUCUUUUCUUGCUGCUCGCAUGACUCGCAAUGCAGUACAGAGAGGUAAUCAAAUUAUAAUACAAGAAGUAGUGCUGGCUAAGCCAGUUUUGGGGACACUUUAACUAAUAUAGCAGCUACAGCAGGUAAGUGUAGAUGCAGGUGGCAGUGACUACUUUGCCUGCAUAUGUGAAAAAAUCACUGUAGUCAAUGAUGAGGAUGAUAAAAUAACAGCAUACUAAGAAAUACAACCUAAAUUUUGAAUGGAACCAUAUGUAACCAUGGUUUUUGUUUCUACCCUACUACUUAUGCAGUUUUCCCCUUAUGUUCUAUAUUUUUCUGUUCUGCUCUUUUUUUGUUGCCCUUUUAUUAUUUUCAGUUUUACUCUGCUUCUUUCUGUCUCAUUUUCAUGCUAUUUUUGGCUGCUUUCUGCUUUAUUCUCUUUUGUCUUUUUUUAACCUUAUAUCUUGUCUUUUACUUGGUAGUGUCAGUGUGGGCAGAUAACUUUGCAGGGGUGCCAAAGGCCAAAACAGAGCUUACACACUGAUCUUUACCAAAUUGCUUAAGUAAUUAUAAAAAUAUAUUAGUGUGCUACAAUCUUGGUUAUCCAAUCAGCAGUUAUGGUUUGCUAGUCAGUGUUAUUACUUUUUUAGCUCAGAAACACUCAAAAGAGCAUUUUCAGAGCAUUAGCUCGCAGCUUUGCUUGUGUGCAUUUUUCAUUCAAUCAACAGUAGAUUUGGUCAGCGGUCACAGAGGUGCUUUUUCGCAGGCUGAAAUACAUAAUUUUAAGGCUGUGAUAGAAUGUGCUGGGAGCAUCCAAAGCAAAAUGUUGUAUGUAAUUCAAAUAAAGACGAUAUGCACCCCCUUUA
Messenger RNA from Xenopus tropicalis (tropical clawed frog), 2590 nucleotides. RefSeq names its product tetratricopeptide repeat domain 4 (gene ttc4). The transcript has 11 exons. Bases 20 to 1279 code for a protein of 419 amino acids. The record is from RefSeq and is a predicted model, not a curated record. Gene Ontology annotation, molecular function: Hsp90 protein binding. NCBI's taxonomy places the organism in Eukaryota, Metazoa, Chordata, Amphibia, Anura, Pipidae. Gene Ontology annotation, cellular component: cytoplasm.